Messenger RNA from Coregonus sp. 'balchen', 11347 nucleotides. Lineage: Eukaryota; Metazoa; Chordata; Actinopteri; Salmoniformes; Salmonidae. The record is from the annotation of a GenBank genome assembly.
AUGUACGUACCAGGCUACACUAAGGAAAAGCCCCUUUACGAACAAGACACAGAGAUGGGGGUAAAACAUUCACAUUAUGCUACACUAAGGAAAAGCCCCUUUACAAACAGGACACAGAGAUGGUGGGGGGGACAUUCACAUUAUGCUAGGCUACACUAAGGAAUAGCCCCUUUACAAACAGGACACAGAGAUGGAGGGGGAAAACAUUCACAUUAUGCUAGGCUACACUAAGGAAAAGCCCAUUUACAAACAGGACACAGAGAUGGAGGGGGGAAAACAUUCAUAUUCUGCUCUUUGUCUGUCCUGCUCCUCCCCGACUUCUCCUCCCCCUCUCACACUCUUCUUUGUGUUUCUCCACUCUCGUCUUGCGGCCCUCGGCCCCCCCCCCCCCUCUCUCUCUCUCUCUCUCUCUCUCUCUCCAAGUUCACCGGGCCUCUCCAGCAUAUUUCACUCAUCUUUUAUAAAAUAUUACCCAGAGAGCUCAGGGAUCCCUUUCAUGCUAUUGUCACACCAUCUCCAAAGUCCCAUCAAGCUGUCAAUGGCGCUCGCUGAAUUUAUGAACACGCCGCCUUCAGUGGCUCCACCAUCCGCCUGCAACACCCAACUCACCACAUAAUUAAAUCAGAGGUAAUGACCGGUGCCAAGCGGGGAGGGAGCAGACCUGAGAGUACAACUACUCCAGUGCCAUUUUCAGUUUCCAGUCGUCUGGACGGUUUCUCUCCCUUCUCCUAGCUCCGCCGGCUGGCUUUAAAAAACAAGUGGGCAUAAAUUGAGAAUGAGCUCGAAUCUCCACCAGACCAAGGAUAAUUAUGUUUCAAUUAUACAUUCCCCUGUUGUAUAUUUGAAGAGAGUGGCCGAAGGACGCCCUCCUCACCAUACCGAUGUAACCUGUGUUAAGGCAAUGAGUAUUAGGCUACGGACACGUACGAAAACGCAUCUGAAUUUCAUACUUGUACAUUUUUGUCCGUCAAAUGUUCAACUCACUUAAAACAAAAUUGAACGAUUUGCAUACAGGCAUACAACGGCAGACAUAUUAUUAAGUUUUUUUGACUGACAAUCAUCUCCAUUGUCCAUCAUUCGUCAACAGUUGACUCCCAUUUAAAAACCAUUGUCUCAAUCAGUAAAUUUCGGACACAAAAUCUCUGUGUGGUCAUUGCUUUAUGUGAAACAUUUUAGGUUUCAAACAAAUGAUUUGGAAGUCUGUGUGUAGCAUGUGCAGUACCCUAUCAACUGAGAUUCAAUAAGACGGGACGCUCCCAACAGCACUCUGCACUCAUCCCUCCUCAGCAACCAUCAGUACCACUCAACCAAAACACCAUAAAACCAUCAGUACCACUCAACCAAAACACCAUAAAACCAUCAGUCCUCCUACUAAACCAGCAAGCCUCACAGUCUCUCACUGGGCAAGUCUAAAAUAGCUUCAACUAGCUGCCUUCCGCUACAUCCAUUAGACUUGUUUUAUAGGAUCAACAUUGACAGAUCUUUAUAACCUCUUCAGUUCUUCAGUCCUCCACCUUCUAGUUGUCUCUUCCUCCCUGGAACAUAAUAGAACAAUGACUGUCAUUGAUUGGCCAGAUGGUCCACACUCCUUUUCCCAGAAGUUUCCCAAGGUAAAAGAUGUCACCCUAAGGAUCGGACCCUUUUUUUUCAAUUUUGCCUAAAAUGACAUACCCAAAUCAAACUGCCUGUAGCUCAGGACCUGAAGCAAGGAUAUGCAUAUUCUUGAUACCAUUUGAAAGGAAACACUUUGAAGUUUGUGUAAAUGUGAAAUUAAUGUAGGAGAAUAUAACACAUUAGAUCUGGUAAAAGAUAAUACCAAAAAACAAACAUGCAUAUUAAUAUUAUGUUUUCAUCAUCUUUGAAAUGCAAGAGAAAGGCCACAAUAUAAUAUUGCAGUUUAGGCGCAAUUUAGAGUUUGGCCAGAUUUCUUAUUUAUUUUUAUUUUUAUUUCACCUAUAUUUAACCAGGUAAGCCAGUUGAGAACAAGUUCUCAUUUACAACUGUGACUUGGCCAAGAUAAAGCAAAGCAGUGCGAUAAAAACAACAACACAGGGUUACAUAUGGGGUAAAACAAAACAUAAAGUCAAAAAAUACAAUAUAAAAUCUAUAUACAGUGUGUGCAAAUGUAGCAAGUUAUGGAGGUAAGGCAAUAAAUAGGCCAUAGUGCAAAAUAAUUACAAUUAGUAUUAACACUGGAAUGAUAGAUGUGCAAGAGAUGAUGUGCAAAUAGAGAUACUGGGGUGCAAAUGAGCAAAAUAAAUAACAAUAUGGGGAUGAGGUAGUUGGGUGGGCUAAUUUCAGAUGGGCUGUGUACAGGUGCAGUGAUCGGUAAGGUGCUCUGACAACUGAUGCUUAAAGUUAGUGAGGGAGAUAAGAGUCUCCAGCUUCAGAGAUUUUUGCAGUUCGUUCCAGUCAUUGGCAGCAGAGAACUGGAAGGAAUGGCGGCCAAAGGAGGUGUUGGCUUUGGGGAUGACCAGUGAGAUAUACCCGCUGGAGCGCAGACUACAGGUGGGUGUUGCUAUGGUGACCAAUGAGCUAAGAUAAGGCAGGGAUUUGCCUAGCAGUGAUUUAUAGAUGGCCUGGAGCCAGUGGGUUUGGCACAAAUAUGUAGUGAGGACCAGCCAACAAGAGCGUACAGGUCACAGUGGUGGGUAGUCUAUGGGGCUUUGGUGACAAUACGGAUGGCACUGUGAUAGACUACAUCCAAUUUGCUGAGUAGAGUGUUGGAGGCUAUUUUGUAAAUGACAUCGCCGAAGUCAAGGAUCGGUAGGAUAGUCCGUUUUACGAGGGCAUGUUUGGCAGCAUGAGUGAAGGAGGCUUUGUUGCGAAAUAGGAAGCCGAUUCUAGGUUUAAUUUUGGAUUGGAGAUGCUUAAUGUGGGUCUGGAAGGAGAGUUUACAGUCUAACCAGACACCUAGGUAUUUGUAGUUGUCCACAUACUCUAGGUCAGACCCGUCGAGAUUAGUGAUUCUAGUCGGGUGGGCGGGUGCCAGCAGCGUUCGAUUGAAGAGCAUGCAUUUAGUUUUACUUGUGUUUAAGAGCAUUUGGAGGCUACGGAAGGAGUGUUGUAUGGCAUUGAAGCUCAUUUGGAGGUUUGUUAACACAGUGUCCAAUGAAGGGCCAGAUGUAUACAAAAUGGUGUCGUCUGUGUAGAGGUGGAUCUGAGAAUCACCAGCAGCAAGAGCGACAUCAUUGAUAUACACAGAGAAAAGAGUCGGCCCAAGAAUUGAACCCUGUGGCACCCCCAUAGAGACUGCCAUAGGUCCAGACAACAGGCCCUCCGAUUUGACACAUUGAACUCUAUCUGAGAAGUAGUUGGUGAACCAGGCGAGGCAGUCAUUUGAGAAACCAAGGCUAUUUAGUCUGCCAAUAAGAAUGCGGUGGUUGACAGAGUCGAAAGCCUUGGCCAGGUCGAUGAAGACGGCUGCACAGUACUGUCUAUUAUCGAUCGCGGUUAUAAUAUCGUUUAGGACCUUGAGCGUGGCUGAGGUGCACCCAUGACCAGCUCGGAAACCGGAUUGCCCUUGACCAGCACAAAAACAUAUUUUCAGGGAAGUCAGGAACCAAUAUACACAAUCAGUUAGGAAAGCAAAGGCUAGCUUUUUCAAACAGAAAUUUGCAUCCUGUAGCACUAACUCCAAAAAGUUUUGGGACACUGUAAAGUCCAUGGAAAAUAAGAGCACCUCCUCCCAACUGCACACUGCACUGAGGCUAGGAAACACUGUCACGACCGAUAAAUCUACAAUAAUCGAGAAUUUCAAUAAGCAUUUUGCUAUGGCUGGCCAUGCUUUCCACCUGGCUACCACUACCCCGGCCACCAGCUCUGCACCCUCCGCUGCAACUUGCCUAUGCCCACCCCGCUUCUCCUUCACACAAAUUCAGACAGCUGAUGUUCUGAAAGAGCUGAAGAAUCUGGACCCCUACAAAUCAGCUGGGCUAGACAAUCUGGACCCUUUCUUUCUAAAGUUAGCCGCCGAAAUUGUCGCAACCCCUAUUUCUAGCCUGUUCAACCUCUCUUUCAUAACGUCUGAGAUCCCCAGAGAUUGGAAAGCUGCCGCGGUCAUCCCCCUCUUCAAAGGGGAUGACACUCUAGAUCCAAACUGUUACAGACCUAUAUCCAUCCUGCCCUGCCUUUCAAAAGUAUUUGAAAGCCAAGUUAACAAACAGAUCACCGACCAUUUCGAAUCUCACCGUACCUUCUCCGCUAUGCAAUCCGGUUUCCGAGCUGGUCAUGGGUACACCUCAGCCACGCUCAAGGUCCUAAACGAUAUUAUAACCGCGCUCAAUAAAAGACAGUACUGCGCAGCCGUCUUCAUCAACCUGGCCAAGGCUAUCGACUCUGUCAACCAUCAAAUUCUUAUUGGCAGACUAAAUAGCCUUGGUUUCUCUAAUGACUGCCUCACCUGGUUCACCAACUACUUCUCAGAUAGAGUUCAAUGUGUCAAAUCGGAGGGCCUGUUGUCUGGACCUCUGGCCGUCUCUAUGGGGGUGCCACAGGGUUCAAUUCUCGGGCCAACUCUAUUCUCUGUGUAUAUCAAUGAUGUUGCUCUUGCUGCUGGUGAAGCUCGGAUCCACCUCUAUGCAGAAGACACCAUUUUGUAUACAUCUGGCCCUUCAUUGGACACUGUGUUAACAAACCUCCAAACGAGCUUCAACGCCAUACAACACUCCUUCCGUAGCCUCCAACUGCUCUCAAACACUAGUAAAACUAAAUGCAUGCUCUUCAACCGAACGCUGCUUGCACCCGCCCACCCGACUAGAAUCACUACUCUCGGCGGGUCUGACCUAGAGUAUGUGGACAACUACAAAUACCUAGGUGUCUGGUUAGACUGUAAACUCUCCUUCCAGACCCACAUUAAGCAUCUCCAAUCAAAAGUUAGAUCUAGAAUCGGCUUCCUAUUUCGCAACAAAGCCUCCUUCGCUCAUGCUGCCAAACAUGCCCUCGUAAAACGGACUAUCCUACCGAUCCUUGACUUCGGCGAUGUCAUUUACAAAAUAGCCUCCAACACUCUACUCAGCAAAUUGGAUGUAGUCUAUCACAGUGCCAUCCGUAUUGUCACCAAAGCCCCAUAGACUACCCACCACUGUGACCUGUACGCUCUUGUUGGCUGGUCCUCACUACAUAUUCGUGCCAAACCCACUGGCUCCAGGCCAUCUAUAAAUCACUGCUAUGCAAAUCCCUGUCUUACCUUAGCUCACUGGUCACCAUAGCAACACCCACCCGUAGUCUGCGCUCCAGCAGGUAUAUCUCACUGGUCAUCCCCAAAGCCAAUGGUAACAAUGAAAGAGAUAGCAUCACUGGAGGCACCGCGUGUAUGGGGGGUGAAACAAAGGAGUUUGAGAGAGACUUGGGGCUCUACAGUGAAAUUGUAUAAUAAGAACUAACUGGAACAGCAAUAGGCAAGGCAUAUUGACAUGGGAGAGCGGCAUAAAGCAAUCACAGGUGUUAUUCGAGAGAGCUAAGACAACAACUGGUAAUGGCGAUGAAAGUUUGGGCUGAGGCUAAACAGAUAAACAGGACAGGUUACCAUGUAAAGGAACAGUCCAGCAGGCAUCAGCUGUGCAGCUGAGUGAUCAUAAGAUUGAUCCAGUGAAGCAUUGCAAUACUGGACUAUUUUGUAUCAAGUCUGCCCAAAUGUGCCGAAUUGGUCAAUUGAUACAUUUUCAAGUACAUAACUAUAGAGAACAUACAACAAUUAUAUGGUAAUACAAAAUGUAAGUUUACACACUCCCAGGAAUGUCAUACAUGAUGGAUCAUUAGCUUAUACACUAACUUUUACACAUCUAGAUGGCCGGGCAGGGUGGGUGUUGAGCCAGAGACAGCAGUGGUUCAAACUGUAGAACCCAGUUCCUACAUUUGAAUAUAAAAAUGGAUUUUAUCAAACAAAAUUACGCUACAUUUUGUCUCAGGGACCCUUAGGAUGACAAAUCAGAGCAAGAUUACUGAAUGUAAGUACAUUAUUUACCUUCAGAGGUGAAUGUAUCAAACCAGUUGCCGUGAUAAGUUUUUUGUUGUUGUGCACUCUCCUCAAACAAUAGCAUGGUAUUUUAUCACUGUAAUAGCUACUGUAAAUUGGACAGUGCAGUUAGAUUAACAAGAUUUUAAGCUUUCUCGACAUAUAAGACAUGUGUAUGUCCUGGAAAGUUUAAAGUUACUUACAACAGUCAUGCUAAUCACAUUAGCGCACGUUAGCUCAACUGUCCCGUAUACGGGACACCGAUCCCGUAGAGGUUAAAGGGGAAGGAUGCUAACCGGCUGACACUGCUACUGCCCUUGAGGACUGGAGUGGAGGCUAUGUUCCAAUGUCCACACUAGCUUCCCAUUAUUAGAAUGUAUAUACCCAUGCUUCAUUCUGUGUUAAUGUUAAAGGGGAUAUUGGAACAAAGCCAAUUCAGUGGCCAAUUCAGCUAUCCCUGAUCCUGGAGAGCUGCAGAGUGUAUGCAGGCUUUUGUUCCAGCCCAGCACUGAAUGACUGGACUGCUUCCACUGAGUAAAUGCUCAUCAAGACCUUGAUUAGUGCUGGGCUGGAACAAAACCAUGUACACCCAGUAGAUCUCAAGGACCGGCGAUCUAGAUCACAGAAGUCAAUGAAUGUGCUUGUGAAAUCCAAGGUAAUGUCUUAGUAGUUAUGAGGUUCUGUCCAGGAGGUGUACUUGUAGAUGUACUUGUAGAUGUACUUGUAGGUGUACUUGUAGGUGUACUUGGAGAUGUACUUGUAAGUGUACUUGUAGAUGUACUUGUAGGUGUACUUGUAGGUGUACUUGGAGAUGUACUUGUAGGUGUACUUGUAGGUGUACUUGUAGGUGUACUUGGAGAUGUACUUGUAGGUGUACUUGUAGGUGUACUUGGAGAUGUACUUGUAGGUGUACUUGUACAUCAAGUUGCCUCAGACACUACAGAAACAGGAGAUAGGCUCCUGCCCUAUGGGCCGUUCCGGCUUGGACAAGGCUUACUGACUUACUUUACUUAGUUUUGAGGUAAUAUUUUUAAACAUGUACUGUUGAAAGGGUUACUUGUAUUAAUAAUCCAUGUAUCAGAAUCCCCUAUUCCUAGAAAUAAUCCCAAGUGCAUGUUAGUUUGUCCUAAAUCUGAAGUACUUGAUACCAAUAACCCAGUUAAUAAGAAUGAUUUUCAAGAAUCAUUAUAAUGCUUGAAGCUUAGACUACUCUCCCUCAUGACCAAUGUCUCAGUUAAUGCUUUGAAAGACACAGACUGCACAGCACCUGGCUUUAAGUGUGUCUGUGUGUGUGUUCGUGUGUGUGUGUGUGUGUGUGCGUGUGUGUGUGUGUGUACUUGUGCACGUCUGUGUCUGCUGUGUGUAUCAGCCAGGAAGAGAGAGAUGAUAGGCCCAUUAUAAACAUCAUCAAAGGUAAACAUUUACUCAGCAUCUCCAGCGCCAUUAACGAAAGAGGAAGUAUAAAAGAGCCCCUUCUCCUUGGAUUGUAAUUGCCGUACGCUCUCAUGUUACAUAAAAUAAAGAGCCUCUCUCCUUGGAUUGUAAUUGCCGUACGCUCUCAUGUUACAUAAAAUAAAGAGCCCCUUCUCCUUGGAUUGUAAUUGCCGUACGCUCUCAUGUUACAUAAAAUAAAGAGCCUCCCUCCUUGGAUUGUAAUUACCGUACGCUCUCAUGUUGAAUAAAAUAAAGAGCCUCUCUCCUUGGAUUGUAAUUGCCGUACGCUCUCAUGUUACAUAAAAUAAAGAGCCCCUUCUCCUUGGAUUGUAAUUGCCGUACGCUCUCAUGUUACAUAAAAUAAAGAGCCUCUCUCCUUGGAUUGUAAUUGCCAUACGCUCUCAUGUUACAUAAAAUAAAGAUCCCCUUCUCCUUAGAUUGUAAUUGCCAUACGCUCUCAUGUUACAUAAAAUAAAGAGCCCCUCUCCUUGGAUUGUAAUUGCCAUACGCUCUUAUGUUACAUAAAAUAAAGAGCCCCUCUCCUUGGAUUGUAAUUGCCAUACGCUCUUAUGUUACAUAAAAUAAAGAGCCCCUCUCCUUGGAUUGUAAUUGCCAUACGCUCUUAUGUUACAUAAAAUAAAGAGCCCCUCUCCUUGGAUUGUAAUUGCCAUACGCUCUUAUGUUACAUAAAAUAAAGAGCCUCUCUCCUUGGAUUGUACAUUCUCAUGUUACAUAAAACAUUUGCUUGAUGGAGCGACGUCAGAGCACAGUCCAUCACCCAGCUGCUGAGUGCUUUGUUCCCUCAUCACUCACUUUUUCCACCUGCCCGCAUGGAGCCGAAGCAGUUGGAACCGGUUUCUCUCUAGCCAUAUGUUCGGUACAGUCCCGGGUGGUGUUCAUUUGGCACCAAACUGAAGAAAAUGGAGCCAAACGAGGAGGGACUACCUGGACUAUAAGAAAUGCUCAUUUUGGCUUUCCUUUGCAAAACGUUUUAAAACGUUUUCCAUCGCUUCGUUCCCCAACGAUCAUAACCUGGGUCAAAGCAGGGCAGUUGUGGAAGCUCUUACUCACACAGUCUUGGUUUAGAAAAUACCACGGAUGGGAGAGGGACACUCGUUGAUUGAUUAAAUGCCCUGGCUUGGUUUAAUAAUAAUGACUAUGCAAUCAUUAGAAGGUCUUUUUAUUUUUUUAUUUUAUUUAUUUCACCUUUAUUUAACCAGGUAAGCCAGUUGAGAACAAGUUCUCAUUUACAGCUGCGACCUGGCCAAGAUAAAGCAAAGCAGUGCAAUAAAAACAACAACACAGAGUUACAUAUGGGGUAAAACAAAACAUAAAGUCAAAAAUACAAACAGAAAAUAUAUAUACAGUGUGUGCAAAUGUAGCAAGUUAUGGAGGUAAGGCAAUAAAUAGGCCAUAGUGCAAAAUAAUUACAAUUAGUAUUAACACUGGAGUGACAGAUGUGCAAGAGAUGAUGUGCAAAUAGAGAUACUGGGGUGCAAAUGAUCUGCAGGUCUGCAAGUGCUUCUCUCUUCAGAGAGCCUUGAUGGUUCAUACAAUAAGGAGAGUGCUCGUUAAAUAGACUACGUAUGUCCCAAAUGUCCUCCUAUUCCCUAUAUAGUGCACUCCUUUUGACCAGGGCCCUAUGUUUAAAUGUGUACGCUGUGAAUAUGUUGACGCUGUGAAAUGAAAGGCCUCUGCUGGUCCCCGAGGCAUCACCAGGUCUGGUUUGGUUCCUGUGUACGUGAUGAUGUGACUUUGUGAUGCACCUUUCCCCAUGAGGGCCGCCGUGUGUCAGCUUGUUUGCCGGGAUGACUCAGUAUUUUUUUGUCAUUUAGCAGACGGUCUUACAGUGGUGAGUGCAUACAUUCGUACAAACAAAAACAACCUCACACACACAUUGAGAGGAACAGGUUCAGCCGCAGUGCAGCGCACCAUGAAUGGAGAGCAUAUUGUGACAGCUAUUAAUAUAUGCCAUUUAGCAGACGUUUUUAUCCAAAGCGACUUACAGUCAUGCGUGCAUACAUUUUUGUGUAUGGGUGGUCCCGGGGAUCGAACCCACUACCUUGGCGUUACAAGCGCCGUGCUCUACCAGCUGAGCUACAGAGGACCACAUACAUUAAGGACUGUAUGUUCUAUUCUUAGUGUACACUAGUGAUUAUACGAGCCGUGCUUUGGUACAAUUGUGGGCCACUACAACGUAAAAUAAAAACUGUAGCCUACCACAGUACAGGUUUCUCUGACAAACUAGCAGACAUUAGAGUGCCGGGUUGCACACGCACUGUGGGCCAACAGCUAUAAUGCUGUUAUAAUGCGUCGUAUUCGUAAGACUUGCCAUAAGCAUAAGGCCCCCUUAUAAUGUCUCAUAACAAGUUAACAUCAGCUGUUUUGAGUUCAUUGAAAUAUUUCCACAUAGAAAGACGUUAAAACAUCAUAAGGCCUCAUACAGGCUUAAAACAAGUAAUGCAAUUGAUUACAUUAGAAGUACAGUUUCACAUGGUGCGGCGAUGCGACAGCGGCAGAAGGCGGUAUAGACCUACAGUACUGUAGUUCAGUGACUUAGACUGUAUCAGUUGGCUGUGCUAUGCAGAUUUGUCGGUCAGCCCAAGUGUAUAAGUUAUUUGAGCUCAUGUCAAGUCACAACGGUGGUAACACAUAAUCGGCUAAUACAAAGAUCUUACACAGGGACUGCUGUUAAGCACUCCAUGCCAACAGUUCAAAAGUUAAUGUCAUCAGUUUGUCAGUUUCCCUGAUGGAGAGAAGAUCAGACUGCUUGACACAGGCAUUUUCAGGAACAGACUGGGACCAGAUAAUUUCCCUCCAAGCCCCCACACUGGCCCAUUUUUUCCAUUGUGUCCCACAUUAGCCAAAUAAUGAUGAUCAUUCUGUGCAAAACCCCCAAUUUAGAAAGGCCCACUGGGCAUUUUGCCAGAACUGCCCUAUGGCCACCCGCCCUCUGAGAAACCCCUUAUAAAACUCCAGUAAAAUUGUUAAUUAAAUGCCCGGAAAAGAAACAUCACAUCGGGGGCUAAACUUUCCACAUAAUUGGCUAGAAACUCUUCCACAUAAGGGGCUAGAACCUUCCACAUAAGGGGCUAGAAUCUUCCACAUGAAUUUGGCUAGAACUUUUUCCACAAAACGGGGCAAAAUUUCCACUUUAAAAGGGGGGCUGGGAAAACCCCUUUCCCCCCAUAACUUGGUAAAAUCUUCCCAUAAGUGGUAAAAACCCCUUCCAAAAAUUAAAGGGGGCUAGAAUCUUCCACAUAAGUGGCUAAAAACUCUUCCACUAAGGGUGGCUAAAAAUCUUCCACAUUAAGGGCUAAAAACUUUUUCCACAUAACGUGGCUAGAACUCUUCCACAUGAAGUGGCUAAAAUCUCUUCCCUUUAAACGGGGUUUAAACUCUUCCAAUAACGUGGCUAAAAACUUUUUCCCACAUGAAGUGGCUAGAAACUCUUCCACAUGGAAGUGGGCUAGAACCUCUUCCACAUGAAGUGGCUAGAACUCCUUCCAUCAUAACGUGGCUAGACUCCUCUUCCCAAUGGAGAGUGGCUAGAAUUCUUCCACCAUGAAGUGGCUAGAACUCUUCCACAUAAAGUGUCUAGAACUCUUCCACAUGAAGUGGCUAGAACUCUUCCACAUGAAGUGGCUAGAACUCUUCCACAUUAAGUGGCUAGCACUCUUCCACAUAACGUGGCUAGAACUCUUCCACAUAAAGUGUCUAGAACUCUUCCACAUGAAGUGGCUAGAACUCUUCCACAUGAAGUGGCUAGAACUCUUCCACAUUAAGUGGCUAGAACUCUUCCACAUGAAGUGGCUAGAACUCUUCCACAUGAAGUGGCUAGAACUCUUCCACAUUAAGUGGCUAGAACUCUUCCACAUGAAGUGGCUAGGAACUCUUUCCCAUCCACUAAAGUGUCUAGAACUCUUCCAACAUGAAGUGGCUAAAUCUUCCACAUGA